Lytechinus variegatus (green sea urchin) is the source of this 2585-nucleotide messenger RNA. RefSeq names its product melatonin receptor type 1B-like. Gene Ontology annotation, cellular component: membrane. Gene Ontology annotation, biological process: G protein-coupled receptor signaling pathway. The transcript is spliced from 2 exons. Gene Ontology annotation, molecular function: G protein-coupled receptor activity. The coding region runs from base 142 to 1197 and encodes 351 amino acids. NCBI's taxonomy places the organism in Eukaryota, Metazoa, Echinodermata, Echinoidea, Temnopleuroida, Toxopneustidae. The record is from RefSeq and is a predicted model, not a curated record.
UUUAGUCUGAUGACGAUAUUAUACUAACGAACAUCUACGACCAUUUCAGAGAUUGAUAGGAGUGUUAGCUGCAAGUCGGGGAAAACAUGAACUUCGUCUAGUUUCAACUUUCAAGCACUGAACACACUGAAACCAAUUAACAUGGUCGAUGUUGGAAUGGAUGGAAAAAACACUACUUUCCUUCUUGACGAGUGGGAGAGGGACUUUCUCUCAGUAGUAAUGACGGUGAUGUUUGUUGCGGGAACCUCCGGAAACGUCAUGGUUCUCCUAGCCGUAGCCUUGUCGCGGAAGCUUCAAACCUCCACCAACACCUUCGUUGUCAGCUUAAGCGUGACAGAUCUCCUUGCGUCACUGAUUCAACCUCUUCAAGUUGCAGGAAUGCUUGGCAAAGAUGGUUGGCCACUCCCAGAUAUCGUCUGCAAGAUCGUUGCCGGGGUCGCCAUUACAUGCGUUUCGUGUAGCGUCAUCACCAUCUCGAUGAUAGGCGUCAAUCGUUUCGUACUCAUCACGAGAUCGAAAGAGGCAUACCAACGCGCAUUUUCGACCAAGUUCUUGGCUGCGAUGAUAAUAUUUUCUUGGAUGUACCCGAUCGUCACUUUGGUUCUACCUCAAGUGUCCGGGAAACAUGGUCGACUGGGGUAUGAUCCGUCAACCCGACUUUGCAUCUGGGAUUUCGCUCAUCCAAGCGCAAAGAUCUAUGUAGUCCUAGCUGCGGUAAUGUCAUUGACAACGUUCAACCUGACCCUCUUCAGCUAUCUCUUGAUCUUCAGGCACGUCAGGAACAGCGCCCUCAUCACAAGGUCCAAGUCUUCUGUCAUCAGCCGUCGACCAUCGGCUGUGGUGAGUCGUAAGCGCUAUCGGAAGCAGAUCGAGCUCGUGAUCACCAGAAACUUGCUCUACGUCAUCUGCGGAUUCUUCUGUUGCGUUAUCCCGUAUACCGGGCUGUUCCUUGCACUUCCGUUUCUUGAAGGGACGUGGUUGAGGCUAGGUCUUCACAUCUCAUCAUACGCUGCAGUUCUGCUCGUCUUGGACAGCUGUCUCAAUCCGGUCAUCUACGCGUGGAAGCACCCACACUUUAAAGUGGUCUUCGGAUGCAUGGUGCGUUGCAGAUGGCAAGACAUCCCAGAACCAUCGAAGUACUUGGCCAGAAUCCUUCGACAAGGUGGUCAUACCGUUAAGUCAUCAAUAACUUCUUAAUCAAACCAACGUGCAGGAACAAGUAUUUGAAAUAUAUUGGCACCAUCACAUGAUAGUUGAAAUGAACUGAAUACAACGAGACGAUUUUGUAGAAAAAAAUACCAUGACAUAGCAUUAUGAUAUUUGAUUGAAUGUAUAGGUAUAGAGUUAAGGUUGAAAGUACAGAAAUUUGUCCAAUGGACAAGGAGUUACAGCUUCAUUCUGAGUAUCAGGAGUGCAUGGUACAACUGAUAUUGUCAAUGAUGUUGUUUCUGUUGUUCAAUUCAAUUCAAAUAAACAUUUAUUUCCUUCUCACAAAUUUCUACAUUUUUCGUAAACAUAAAAUUUUGAUACAAAAAUCAGUUUGUCAUGAAGAGUAUAAAUAUAGACAUGUUAGGUUUAUCAUGUUUUUAGAAGAAGGCGUUACUGCUGCUGCUGCAGAAAUAUGGUCCAGUAGUGGGGGUGUCGUGAUCCAGUGGUUAUGACUCGUCUUUCAAUCUGAGGGACGUGGGCUAGAUUCAAUUGAGCCAUUGCGUGUGUUUUCCUUCAGCAAGAAAUGUACCCACAUUGUGCUGCACUCAACCCAGGUGAGGUGAAUGGGUACCCGAUAGGAAGAAAUUCCUCGAAUGCCAGAUCGCAUGUAUCAGCAGGGCUAUAGCCGGGGUAAUAAUAAUAACUUGACCGUAUUGCGCAGUUGAGUGUACAUGUAGAAAUUGCGCAAUAUAAGUGUACAAUAAUCAUCAUUAUCAAUAGUAGUAGAAUUGUCACUAUAUUAUACUGUAUCACUGUAUUUGAAUUGACGCAGUGUUGUGAUUUCAUCUCGUUAAAUCAGAUGGGUGCGAGCUCAAAUUCCACUCCAUCCCGCCUCUUGAUGGGGGCAUUUUUCUUUUCUCCUGGCAGAUAGUAUUGCAGAGAUCCUCAAGAAUUCCUUCUUUUUUAUCAUUUUUGUAAAUAAAAGAGAAUUUUUCCCGUAACAUGUGUUUACUUUUAGGAGAGUUGCCACGGCUCAUAUAUUAAUAAAUGCCCUAUUUUAUUAGGAUUAUAGAUGGAAAAAAAAUAGAUGGGAUGAUGAAUGUAUAUAUCAUUUAUUAAGGACAGGAUUAUGCUGUUAUCAUUCAUGUUCUAUUUAAAGAAGACAAACAUCCAGAUUUUUUUUCCCCGUCUGAGAAUGAUUCAUAUUUUGAUCAGACCUAGACAACGAUCCUCUUCAUACACCGGUCUCCCAGUGGACACGCCCUAAUAUUCAUGUCUCCAAGGCAUGAUUCAAAUCAAAACAUCACUUUGAUACAAAGAAAUCGUUAUUUCAUCUCUUGGGUUGUUCCUGGGGAUAACCAUCCGGUUUAUUUCCAAUUCGUCUAAUGCCAAUUCGUCUAAUAACCAGUUGGUAUAAUGUCCAUUUAGUCCAUAUA